This is a messenger RNA of Talpa occidentalis (Iberian mole), 3169 nucleotides long. RefSeq names its product T cell activation inhibitor, mitochondrial (gene TCAIM). NCBI's taxonomy places the organism in Eukaryota, Metazoa, Chordata, Mammalia, Eulipotyphla, Talpidae. The record is from RefSeq and is a predicted model, not a curated record. Gene Ontology annotation, cellular component: mitochondrion. The coding region runs from base 222 to 1712 and encodes 496 amino acids. The transcript has 11 exons.
ACCCUGGCUCGCGCCCGGUCACCCCACGUUCCCUGCCCUUCUACCGACCCUCAGGCCUGGCCCGCCACCUGCCGCCCUACCACUCUCCGACUCCCCCGCCCAGGCCUCAUCUCCGAGUGCUCAUCUGCGCCCCCUGAAGCUUUCGGCGGGGCGCCCGGCGCCUCAUCCGAGCGAGACGCAAUUAAGGAUGCCUAGAAGUUGAUGUACAUUUAUAUUAAGAAAUGUUUUGCCACCUGAGACCUGUGAGGAGGUUAUGUCUGGAGAAGAUAUUUCCACACUGGUUUCCCUACUCAAGAGCUUUAUCAGGAGCUGAAGCUGUCAAUGCUUUGAGACCGUUUUAUUUUGCAGUACAUCCAGAUUUCUUUGGACAGCAUCCCAAGGAACGGGAAAUCAAUGAAAAUUCUCUUAAGAGAUUAAGUGCCUACUUAGAAAGCCUUCAGAAGCCAGGCUUCAAGUCUUUGAAACCAACUCAGCUUAUGUUUUAUGUGAGAGAAACAGACCAGAAUUCCUCUGAUGGCCAGGAACACUUAAGCUCUUCCGGAUUUCGAGCAGUCAAAUUUACUUUGCACACCAGAGACCUGCUAAGCACAGUAUUACAUAUUCUCAACUGCUGCAGCUUGUCUAUUGAACACAUCCAAAGCUUGAAUACUAAUGUGCAUUCCCAGCCUCUCAAAGAGGCUAAAAGGAUGCCUGACAGGCCCAUCAAAUGGGACAAGUCUUAUUACACCUUUACUGGAUUCAAGGACCCUGAUGAAGACCUUGAACAAGUCUCAAGAAUGGAAACAACUCUACCAUCCUGGUUAGAUAACAAUGGAAAAAGUGCUGUUAAAAAGCUGAAGAAUAGUUUGCCACUUAGAAAAGAACUAGAUCGUUUAAAAGAUGAACUGUCUCAUCAAUUGCAACUCACAGAUAUCAGGUGGCAGAGGAGCUGGGGCAUCGCCCACCGCUGCAGCCAGCUGCAUAGUUUAGGCCGCUUAGCACAGCAGAACUUGGAAACACUUAAAAAUGCAAAAGGAUGUACAAUAAUCUUUACAGACCGUUCUGGAAUGAGCGCAGUGGGGCAUGUGAUGCUGGGGACCAUGGAUGUCCACCAUCACUGGACAAAACUUUUUGAAAGAUUACCAACUUAUUUUGACCUUCAGAGGAGGUUAAUGCUUUUGGAAGAUCAAAUAAGCCAUCUUCUAGGUGGCAUCCAAGUUGUUUAUAUCGAAGAAUUACAGCCAGUAUUGACCCUUGAAGAAUAUUACUCUCUUCUCAAUGUGUUCUACAACAGAUUAUUAAAAAGUAGAAUACCUUUCCACCCUCGAAGUCUGCGUGGCUUACAGAUGCUCCUGAAUAGUGACAGAUAUGCUCCAAGCUUGCAUGAACUCGGGCAUUUUAACAUCCCAAUUCUCUGUGAUCCAGCAAACCUCCAGUGGUUUAUUCUUACUAAAGCUCAACAGGCCAGAGAGAACAUGAAAAGAAAAGAGGAGUUAAAGGUUAUUGAAAAUGAAUUGAUGCAGGCUUCAACAAAGAAAUUUUCUCUGGAAAAGUUCUAUAAGGAGCCCAGCGUAUCCAGCAAACAGAUGGUGGACUGUUGUAAGAGACUUCUAGAACAAUCACUGCCUUAUCUACAAGGGAUGCACCUCUGUGUUUCACAUUUUUACUCUGUUAUGCAGGAUGGAGAUCUUUGUAUUCCUUGGAAUUGGAAGAAUGAAGAAGAUGUGAAAUAACACCAAAAAUCUGUAUUAUUUUUUAAAGAGAUAAGAAACUGUUACUUAUUUAAAUGCAGAGUUUGAAAUAACAGUAUUAUUUGCAUAUUAUGAAAACAAAGUUUCUAACUGCUGCUUUAAAAGUAGACUUUUUAAAAAAAAAUUAAUUUCCACAAAGAAACUUGUUUUUAAAAGGUUCUAGCUCCCAACCUUAAUCUGACUGGAAGGAUUGAGUUGAAAGAUGUUGACGUGAAAGAACCUAUUUUAGUGGUAUGUAAAUGAGGACUUUAAAGAGAUAUAUUUUUAUAUGAAUCAAAGUUGGUAAGUACAAACAGGUCUCAUGCGGUUCACUUCUAAAGUAACGGAACUCCCUCCCACGUGCAAUGUCAUUCAGCACACACCUUUAUAGGUCCCCCUCCUGUGUCCACACACAUGUAUUUUGCAGCCAGUACAGACAGGUGAUGUUCUGAACAGAUGGUGGAUGGGUAGCAAGAAUGAAGGCAACUAAAUUUUACCUAAAAUAAGCAGAAAAGUGGGGAAAGCAAUUGAACAGCUGACAGCAGUUUGUGAAACACCUUACUGACGAGAAUUUAGCUUCAAAUCCAUUGAAUUUUCCUACCCAUUAAAAUACUGUAACUGGUGGUAGCACGGAACCAGUAGACAGUGAGUGGUUCUGAAUCAUUCAUUGAGGUGACUCAUUUGUUUUCAUGGACAAACACUACCCAGGAAAAGCCUUGCUUGUUUCCCGAAGAGUUUCAACAAGCAGGGUCAGGUGCACAUGGUCAAGACCAGUAGGGAUUCCAGUCACCCCUCUCAUCUGGGUCUUCCUGCUUCGACCAGUGUCUGUAGUGCUGGUAAGAGCCCCUUGGGGCCACCUCUGGGCCACAGCAGUAUGGGUCUCGCUGUAGCCCCCACGCAGUCCAGCUUCUCUUGCUGCUGAGUGUCCCCUAGGAUAACAUUUUUAACCAGGUCUAGACUGAUAACAUUUUUAACCACUUCAGCCUGUUUCUCCAAAGGAGAAUGUGACUCCUGGUUUGGGACAGUGACUCUUACUGCUAAAGAUGAGAAAGGAACUUUUUCUGCAAUGGAUUCAAAAGGAAAGAUGUUAAAAGUUGUUCUUGAAGUAUGUUUUAAAUAUAUAUAAAACACACUGAUUAAACUGUUUCAAUUCAAAUGAGUGUUCAAAAGUGUUGAUUUCAGUUAUUAUACUCUGUGCAUAUUAUAUGUUUCUAUCCGUGCCUAACAACUAUACAUAUUUUUUUUUCUAAUGUAACAAAUGUUGCCUAUGAAGAUUUUCCAGAGCCAAAUGAUGGGAGUAAAAAAUUCCAUAAAGGUUACAUAAGAAAAUCUAUUGGAAAAAUGGUUUUGGAUUAUGCCAUUUUCUCAAAUCAACUAAUAUAGAAUCAUCAGUAAUAUGUUUUGAAGUGGACUCUGGACUCUGUCUCAGAACUAAUUGUUAUAUAAUAAAUACUGCAUUA